This is a messenger RNA of Nicrophorus vespilloides, 890 nucleotides long. Its product is annotated as serine protease inhibitor dipetalogastin-like. The coding region runs from base 21 to 515 and encodes 164 amino acids. The record is from RefSeq and is a predicted model, not a curated record. Gene Ontology annotation, molecular function: protein binding. NCBI's taxonomy places the organism in Eukaryota, Metazoa, Arthropoda, Insecta, Coleoptera, Silphidae. The transcript has a single exon.
GUUAAUUUUACUCAAGCAUCAUGAAGACCAUCGCAGUUCUCCUCUCCGUCGUCGCCGCUGCUGUGGCCCUUGAGCCUUGCGUCUGUACCUACGAAUAUAGUCCAGUAUGUGGAUCUGAUGGUAUUACCUAUGGAAACUUGUGUGGCUUGAAGUGCAAACAGCGCACAGAUUCUGCCCUCACUUUGGCAUACCAUGGAGAAUGCAAAACUGUAGUCGAAAAGAGAUCCGAAGAACCAUGCAACUGCACUAGCGAAUACAGUCCCGUUUGCGGAACCGACGCAAACACUUACAACAACCUGUGCAUGUUCGUAUGCGCCCGCAAAAACGAUCCAUCUUUAUUCUUGCUGUACCAUGGUAUUUGCAAGAAGGGAGAGAAGCCAGUUCAAAUGUGCACGUUGGAAUACUUCCUAAUCUGCGGCUCCGACGGACGUACCUAUACCAACAGAUGCGAAUACGAAUUUAACACGCGCAUCAAUAAAGAUCUCUACAUCGCCAAAUACGGAGAAGAAUGUUAAAUGAUAUUAUUAUUGAUCUGAAUCUAUUAUUAAUCUCAUAUUAUUUUAAUCUGAAUAAAUGAAAAAUUUAACAAACGAUUUAUCAAAAGAUAUUAGUAAACUUAAGAACUUGAGGGAAAAUAUCUCUAUUUUAUAUUAAGUUAUGUCUACAUUUUCAACACAAAAUGAUGUUCAGAUUUGUAAUAACGCGAGAGGUACGUUUCCAAUUGUAUUAAUCCAAGUAUAAAAAUAAGAGGACAAUAGAAACACUAAUUGUUACAUAAUAUUUUAAUCUACAAAGAUCUUCUAUCAAAGGAUUUCCUGUCUAUUACGUAUGUUUAUCUAUAUUUGACUGUGCAUUGUUCUCUAAGUUUAAAGUAAACAUAUAAUUUGAUA